CGUCGUUGAGUGUUUAUUUACCUUCUCCCAGUCGUGUUCUCCACACACACCGUGAACGAUGGAGUUCUUGAGUCAAAGUGAGUUGGACGAGCUGGAGAUGAUUAACAUUGAAAUGCAAAUGAUAAUAUUGCGAAGGAGGAUACGAGAAGAAGAACCAGAAAACAGUAGACGGAGGCUCAGGUUUUCACCUCUCGCUCGACCUGUGAGGGAAAUGGACCAAACAGAGGAGAUCCGGAGCUUUGACCACCUGGGACCACACGUUAAACACCGGGCGACGUCGUCCAGCUACGACAUGCCCUCAACUGCCAGCAUGGCCAUCGACAAAGGACCAUCGCCAUCAACCUCCCCCGAGCCAUCCAGCUCCUCAUCACCUGAGGCCUCCCCCGAGCCAUCCAGCUCCUCAUCACCCGAGGCCUCCCCCGAGCCAUGCAUUACCUUACCAGAGGCCUUCGUCAGGGCAACCACCUCAGCUUCUCUGUUGACCAGUUUCCCGGCUUCCUUCACCCUGUCCGACCCUCCAGCCUCCAUGAUGCCGCCAUCUCCUCUGUCCCGCAUGCCCAAAAGAAAAAGGCAGAGACAGCAGGACAACGUGGUGAUGGAGUUUCUGGAACAGAGAGGCACUGCUCUGCGUCAACACAAGGAAGCGGAUCAGUUCACUCGCUUUGGAGCUACUUUGGCGGAUGUGAUGAGGAAAAUGCCCGCAGAGAGAAAGCAUGAAGCCAUGUGCAAAGUUUAUAACAUUGCAGCGGCCUUUCUAAAGGAAUGAACGACAGACACUUUAUAUUUUGCAUGUGCUUCAAUAUUUUGUCUACUUGGUAUUGUUUUGCAGUGGUUUUUGCACUUUUUUUACUUGGAUAUUUUGCACCUUGUUUGUAUUUUUCUAGUGUGUUAUAAUA
Molecule: messenger RNA, 896 nt
Organism: Pleuronectes platessa (European plaice)
Lineage: Eukaryota; Metazoa; Chordata; Actinopteri; Pleuronectiformes; Pleuronectidae
Product: inactive protein tyrosine kinase pTKL
Exons: 2
Coding region: 59-766 (235 amino acids)
Source: RefSeq, a predicted model, not a curated record